Amphiprion ocellaris (clown anemonefish) is the source of this 3041-nucleotide messenger RNA. RefSeq names its product taste receptor type 1 member 1. NCBI's taxonomy places the organism in Eukaryota, Metazoa, Chordata, Actinopteri, Pomacentridae. Bases 119 to 2665 code for a protein of 848 amino acids. Gene Ontology annotation, biological process: G protein-coupled receptor signaling pathway. The record is from RefSeq and is a predicted model, not a curated record. The transcript has 6 exons. Gene Ontology annotation, cellular component: membrane. Gene Ontology annotation, molecular function: G protein-coupled receptor activity.
CGCUGCACUCAACAAACAUUCCCCAGAAAGAUGCAAAAGCCUUCACUCUGUCUGUCAACUCUUUGAAAAACAGCAGAUCUGUUUCUAGCAGCAACACUGCGCUUCUGUGAGCUGCAGGAUGUUUGUGUUCCUGUCGGUGUCCUGGUUGCUGCUGCUGCUGCUGCCGCAGGCGGCUGAUGGGGAACUGGAUCACAGCUCUCAGGGUCAGGGGAUGCAGCUACAGGGCGACUUCUCCCUCGCUGGGUUCUUCCCUCUCCACUACACUGAUCAACAGAGUACCGGUCUGCCUGCUCUGGCUCCAUGCAGAGAAGGUGUAGCCAACCAGCAUGGGUUUCACAUGAUGCAGGCCAUGAGGUUUGCUGUGGAGGAAAUCAACAAUGGCAGCGGAGAGCAGCCUCUUUUACCGGGAGUGAAGCUCGGCUACCAGCUGUACGACGUCUGCUCUGAGCCCUACAGCGUCCUGGCUGCUCUGGACCUGGUGAAGCAGCAUCACCAGAACCCUGCUCUGUCUGCUUCACAUGGAGAAAUAAACUCCAGCAAAACUCAAACAACGCUGGCUGUGAUUGGACCUGACAGCAGCAGCAGAACGUUCGCCCCUGCUGCUUUACUGGGGGCCUAUUUCAUACCACAAAUCUCUUACGAAGCAUCAAACGAACAGCUGAGCAACAAGUUCACCUAUCCGUCCUUCUUCCGGACAAUCCCCAGCGACAAGAACCAGGUAGCAGCCAUCAUCCAGGUCCUAGUUCGCUUCAACUGGACAUGGAUCGCCCUGCUGGGCAGCGACAACGCCUACGGGCUGCAGGGGAUGGAGGGUCUGGCCAAACACGCUCCGAACUACGGCAUCUGCAUCGCCUACCAGGGAACCAUCCCCGCCUACAGAGCUGACACCGUCCAGGUCAUGAGGAACGUCGCGGAUCAAGUCCUGAAAGCCCAAGUCGGCGUCAUCGUGGUGUUCUCCAGCAGGACCAAACUCAAAAAGUUCCUCCCGUUCAUCAUCGAGCGGAACAUCACCAACAAGGUGUGGAUCGGGACAGAGGACUGGUCAGCAUCUUCCCUCAUAUCAGGGAUUCCUGGGGUCCACACCAUCGGGACUGUGAUCGGCGUGGCGGUUAAAUAUGUGGCCUUUUCUGGUUUUGAGGAGUUCGAGCGACGGGUGCUUGAAGCUUCGAUGCAACAACACAACCAGGAAGACUCUGACGGUCCCGUGGAUGAAGGUAACAUCUGUCUGCAAAGCUCAGACCUGUACAGCCUCGCCAGGAUGAACUUCUCUCUGGAGGAAUACGACAUCACCUCCUCCUUCAACGUGUACAAAGCGGUGUACGCCGUGGCUCACGCCCUGCACCGAACACUCGGCUGUGAUUCUGGAGGAUGCAGCAAGACACAUGUGCAUCCAUGGGAGCUGCUCCACCAGCUGAAGCAGGUUCGGUUCUCUCUGGAGAACAGUUCUGUGUACUUUGACGUGAACGGCAACCCUCCCACCGGAUACGACAUCAUCACCUGGAUCUGGAGGGGGACGGACUGGUCCAUGAGGAUCAUCGGCUCCUUCACCCCCGAUCCCGUUUCACUCAUGGUGGACGCUGAUCAGAUCGAAUGGUUCAACAGAGGAGAAUUGAGAGAAGUACCUCUGUCCAUCUGCUCUCCUCCCUGCCCCAAAGGCCACAGGAAGCUGCUGACGGGUCAACACACCUGCUGCUUCGACUGCCUGGCCUGUCCUGCUGCCACCUUCCUCAAUAAAAGCGAACCCACACUGUGCCAGGCCUGUCUGCCGGAGCAGUGGGCCCCACCGAGGAGCGAGGAGUGUCUGAACAGGACCGUCUUCCUGCUGGCCUGGGACGCCCCCAUCUCCAUCGCCCUGCUCUUCUUCCUGGCCUCCUGCCUCCUCAUGACCUCCAGCUCUGCCGUCAUCUUCCUGCUCAACCUGAACACACCUGUGGCCAAAUCCGCCGGCGGCCGCACCUGCCUCCUGAUGCUGGCAGCGCUGACCGCCGCCGCCCUCAGCUCUCUGUGCCACUUUGGCGAGCCGUCCCCUCUGGCCUGCAUCCUGAAGCAGCCUCUGUUCAUCCUCAGCGUCUCCGUGGUCCUGGCCUGCGUCACCGUGCGCUCCCUUCAGGUCGUCUGCAUUUUCAAAUUCGCCUCCAAGCUGCCGCCGGCCUACGACAGGUGGGCCAAGAAGCACGGGCCGGAGGUCACCAUUUUCCUGGUGUCCUUCAUCAUCCUGGUCAUCUCUGUGCUCCGCGUGGCCCUGAACCCUCCCAGACCCUCCCAGGAUCUGAACUUCUACCCAGACAGCAUGGUGUUGGAGUGCAGCCACACGCUGUCGGCCGGAGCAGGAGUGGAGCUGGGCUUCGUGUCGCUGCUCAGCGUCCUCUGCUUCUCCUUCAGCUACAUGGGCAAAGACCUGCCGGCCAACUACAACGAGGCCAAGUGUGUGACCUUCAGCCUCAUGGUGUACAUGAUGUCCUGGAUGAGCUGCUUCACGCUCUACCUCAUCAGCAGAGACCAGUUCACCAUGGCGGCCUACGUGUUCGCGACCCUCUUCAGCGUCCUGGCCUUCUUCGCCGGAUACUUCCUCCCCAAGAUUUACAUCAUCGUCCUGAAGCCGCAGAUGAACACGACGGCACAUUUCCAGAACUGUAUUCAGAUGUACACCAUGACCAAACAGUAGAAGAUAAUGUAGGCGUGUGAGGCAUAUAACCAAACACCACAUGGCAUUUUAGAGAAAGAUUCUUCUAAAUAUUACAUAUACAACUGAGUAAAAUAUAGAGUUAUUUCUAAGAUAUUGUAGUAAACCUGUUGACUACUUUAUAUUAAAUAACUCAGAAAGCCUUGGAGUCUUGCCAGUCUUUUCUUCAGGAGGAAAUGACAUCAUGUGGAGCAGGUCAUGUGAUCUAGAAUUAACACACUUCCUGGAGAGGUGUUUUUAUAAUGGGGAACUUAGUGGAAAGUGAUUUAAUUUGUUAUUUUCCAUAUAAAAUUUGAUUUAUUGCCAAAAAAGAAAUAUCUGUCAUGAUUAUCUCAACUUAAUAAAAAGAACACAAUCC